AUGUCGUCGAAGGGCAAUCAGCACAAAGCCGUGAACGAUCCUGAGGAGAGCGAGUACGAGGUGGAAGAAAUCGUCGACGAGAGAACUAUUGGCAAGAAAGAGACCGAGUUCAAAAUCCGCUGGAAGGGUUAUGGCCCUGGACAAGACUCAUGGGAACCGAGGAGCAAUCUGCUGAGCUGUAAAGACGCACUCAAGGCGUGGGCCAACAAGAAGAAGAGAGCCCAAUCACAGACGCCGAUAGCAAAGAAGCGCAAGAUAUCGGAGUCUAUUUCCGUGUCAUCUAAUGGCGAUCGGUCACUGACGCGGACGCCGUCGUCAGAUAUCCGGCAACAGGCAGUGAGGAAAGUUCCUACUCGCUUGAAUUCACCGGUAGUCAUCAAUCUCACCUCAGACCCAGUAUCGUCAUUGCAUAAGUCGGUUGAAAACAGCAAUUCCGGCCCUCCUCAAAGGCUAAAACUACCACCGACAUCGGUUCCCACGCCCGCAGCCGGAUCCAAUGAGCGUAUAACCGCAGGUGUUGCGACAAUCACUAUAUCUGACGGAUCAGUCGCCUCAGAGGCAUCUUCACAAUGUGGUCCUUCAACUUCACCGCGAACAAGGAGACGGAACGAUAUCCCACCAACUACCACAAUGGCCUACCCCACCUCGCACGGUUUAGUCACCGCCCUGACCGACGCAUCCCCUGGCCACGCCCGGGUGGUCAAGAAAGCAUCCUUGAGUGAACUGCAACAGGCAUUUGAGGCGAAGCUAGCACUGCUUAAGCCCAGAGUCUCCCUUGUCAAUGAGAUCGACGAUAGCGCAGCUGUACCAGAUAAUGUCGAAAAGUUCGAGUUUAUCGAACGGUAUCGAUUUGCGCUUGGGAUCACGGAACCGGAUUCAGGAUUCUCUGCCGGCUGUGAGUGUGGGAUUAAGGAGGGAAAUGUGUUUGGUGGGCAUUGUGAUUUGGACGAUCCGCUUAAGUGUUCUUGUCUACAGGAGAUGGCCGAACCGGAGUUUGCGUAUGACAAGCAUGGAUUGCUGACCAGUACUGACUGUCCGAUAUAUGAGUGCAACGAAAAUUGCGGAUGUGCAUUAACCUGUCCAAACCGCGUAGUUCAACGCGGCCGCCAACUACCACUUGAAAUCUUCAAAACACCGGACAAGGGCUUCGGCCUCCGAUGCCCGCAAAACAUCAAAGCAGGGACAUUUUUAAGCACAUACACCGGAGAAGUCAUUACCAACGGCGAAGCAAAACGACGUGAACCGAUUUACGAAAACAACGGUGCAACGUACCUGUUCGAGCUCGACUUUUUCGAGUCCGAGUUGGAGGAGAGCGGGCAAGAGUGUUAUACUGUCGAUGCACAAUGUUGUGGUGAUCCGACGCGGUUUAUUAAUCACUCUUGUGAUCCGAAUCUUCAGGUCAGGGUAGUGUUGGUACAGAUGGACCAAAGGCUGUAUCACAUUGCGUUCUUUGCAAUACGGGACAUUCCGGCAUAUGAGGAACUUACGUUCGAUUACUCGCCUUCACCGCAUCACCACGAGAUGAGUAGAUCAGCUCCGCAGCGAAGGAGGGGCAGAGGUAGGCGUGCGGUAGCAGGACCGAAGAACUACAAGGCAAAGUUGUCUUGUGAGUGCAAGUCGGCCAAGUGUCGCGGUUACACGUUUUGA
Molecule: messenger RNA, 1647 nt
Organism: Saitoella complicata NRRL Y-17804
Lineage: Eukaryota; Fungi; Ascomycota; Saitoellomycetes; Saitoellales; Saitoellaceae
Product: SET domain-containing protein
Exons: 2
Coding region: 1-1647 (548 amino acids)
Cellular component (GO): nucleus
Molecular function (GO): protein binding; zinc ion binding; histone methyltransferase activity
Source: RefSeq, a predicted model, not a curated record